This is a messenger RNA of Corylus avellana, 2209 nucleotides long. RefSeq names its product MLO-like protein 6. Gene Ontology annotation, cellular component: membrane. NCBI's taxonomy places the organism in Eukaryota, Viridiplantae, Streptophyta, Magnoliopsida, Fagales, Betulaceae. The record is from RefSeq and is a predicted model, not a curated record. Gene Ontology annotation, biological process: defense response.
UCAACAUACAGUGUGAUGGACAAAUGUGAGUAUGAUGAACGUACAAUGGCGGAAACUCCAACAUGGGCAGUUGCGGUGGUGUGCUUCAUGUUGCUUGCCAUUUCAAUCUUCAUUGAACAUAUUAUUGAAGCUACUGGAAAGUGGCUAAAAGCCAAACACAAGGGACCUCUUCACGAAGCCCUUGAAAAGAUCAAAUCAGAGAUUAUGCUGUUGGGAUUCAUAUCCCUGCUCCUAACAGUGUUCCAAGAGCCCAUUUCUGGGAUGUGUAUACCCAUGAGUGUUGGAGACACUUGGCAUCCCUGUAUAGGUGAGAAGAAAUAUUCCGACAAAAGUGGUCGGAAAGUGCUCCAGUUAUUUGAUUCUGGCUUCAGUGGUCGUCGAAGAUUAGCUACAAAAGGAUGCGACAAAUGCAAAAAGGGUAAAGUGGCCUUCAUGUCUGCGUAUUCGAUUCACCAGCUGCAUAUAUUCAUCUUUGUCUUAGCCGUUUUUCAUGUGCUCUACUGCAUAAUCACCCUGGCUUUAGGCACAACCAAGAUCAAAAGAUGGAAGGCUUGGGAGGAAGAAACAAGGACACUUGAAUCUCAAGGUCAUAUUGAUCACGAGCGGUUUAGGUUUGCAAGGGAAACAUCAUUUGGACGAAGGCACUUAACCUACUGGAGCAAGUCAACGGUUUCCCUUUGGAUGGUUUGUUUCUUCAGACAAUUCUUCAGAUCAAUUACUAAGGUUGAUUACAUUACGUUGAGAUAUGGAUUUAUCGUGGCACAUUUGGCACCCGGAAGUGAAACAACGUUUGAUUUUCAAAAAUACAUCCAGAGAGCACUUGAAGCUGAUUUUAAAUUCGUGGUGGGGAUAAGUCCAAAAAUAUGGUGCUUUGCAGUUUUAUCCCUAUUGUCCAACGCAUAUGGAUGGCAUUCUUAUCUAUGGCUACCAUUUCUCCCAUUGAUUGUAAUCCUCUUGGUGGGUACACAGCUACAAGUAAUAAUUACAAAAAUGGGGCUAAGAAUUCAAGAGAGAGGAGAUGUGAUUAAGGGUACACCUGUGGUACAACCAGGUGAUGACCUCUUCUGGUUUGGAAACCCUCGGUUCCUUCUCUAUCUCAUUCACUUCGUUCUCUUUCAGAAUGCAUUUCAACUGGCCUUCUAUGCGUGGAGUGUGUAUGCAUUUGGCAUAAAUUCUUGCUUCCAUAAGCGCACUGAAGAUAAGGUCAUCAGACUCUCAACGGGGAUCAUCACACAAGUUCUAUGCAGUUAUGUGACUUUGCCUCUCUAUGCUCUAGUGAUUCGGAUGGGCUCUUCCAUGAAUUCUACCAUUUUUAAUGAUGGAGUGGCAACAGCAUUAAAGAGCUGGCAUCGCAAGGCCAAGAAGAAAUCUAAGCAUGCCCAUCAUUCUGAGGCAAAUUCACCAAUUCACCUCUUGCAUAACUAUCAGCAUCGCAGCCUUGAUAGCUUGCACACAUCUCCUAAUGAUCAUUUUGAAAUGGAAGACUUAGAAUUCCAAAGGAAACAAAGUGGACACGAAGACUCUAUGCAUUCUGAGCAAGAGAAGGAGAUUCAAGAGCAAAGAUCAUCGCAAUUGCCUCCAUCACUAGGAACCAUUCGAACCCAACACGAAAUCAACGUUAGUCCGUCAGAUUUCUCUUUUCGCAGAUGAAUAAGCAAACAAAUGUCUCGCACCGGCCGCUCGAAUGUUAUACCUCAAGGUCUUGUGUUCGAGUCCGGACGGGUGGUAUAUUGUAAGCGUCUAGAGUUUACUUUAUAUGGGCGAGUCCGAAUGGCCUAUUUUAUAAAGGUGGCAUGUUAUAAAAAAAAUAAUAAUAAAUAUAUACAAAUAAGGCAACAAAUAGAGUUUGGGUAAUAGGAGAAUUAAAGGUUAAAUAAUUUUUUGCCCGGGCCCUUGUUUUUUAACAACUUUAUUUUUGCUCAUUCGGUUUUCGUUUUUAUCACAGCUAGUACCUCCGUUAUGGAUAAAGAUGAAGAUAAUGCCUUUGUCUAACUUUCUUCUAAAAUUUGACAAAAAUUCACGGCAACACCCCUAAAAACUCGACACGUGUCCAUAUACAUAAUAUAAAAAUUAAAAAUUAAAAUUAAAAUGAUUAAAAUUAAAACCACUCUCAUUUUGCAUCUUGGGGGUAACCACCCUCAACCCCAAGGGCACUUUUCCCCGAGAUGAUUAAGCUAUAUAUUCUCAAUAGCUAGUUUGAAGGUGAUCA